GACACCUCACACCAUAAUAACGCAUAUAAAAUCUAAAAUAGUAUCUUAAUAAGCACAACAACCUAUUGAGUCGGGGGAUGCAUAACAAAAUUAUAGUUGUAUAAGAGACAGCUCAGAACAGAGUAGCCUAAAAUAGCUGCUGUCAUCCGUUUUUAACAUUUUAAACUAUUUACCUUCUAUUGCUUUUGUGAAAAUAUAUUUUAACAUAGAAUUUAAUUAUAGUAAUUGCACUUAUGGACACCAUUCUGGACAAUUUCGCCCCGGAUAAACUUUUCCCCAGUGCCAACCUGUUGGACCUUGAGGAUUUGAAUGAAGGGGAUUUUCUCAACAAUGUGCACUUCUCGGAGCAGAUGGAGGACUUCUCCAACGAGCUGUUCAGCAGCUUCUUUGAUGACCACCUCCUGGCCGACAGGAACCCACUGCUGGACAUGGAAAUGGACCCACCCAACCCUGACAUCCAGCAAGAACACAGCUACUCCCUGAGCGGAGACUCUGCUCCCCAGAGCCCCUCCAUGUCCAUCAAAAUGGAUGAGGAAGCAGAGUUUGAAGGAAUGUGGUCUUUCAGCCAGGACCUGACGGCCAUCCUGGUAAAGCAGGAGCCUGAUCAACAGGCAGAGCCUUCCUCUACAGUCCCCUUCAUGGGGAACUCAUCCUUCCAGCCUCUCAACCUCGCCCCACCACCUCACAGGAGCUCAUCGGAGGAUACAGGCUCCAAAGAGUUGAACCUCAACCCCACGCCCGCAAUCAAAGAUGAACCCAGAGAGGUCAACCAGUUCCUCAACAUCCCUUCAGAUGAUCAGCUGCAGCUCCCCCCAACCCCUCCCAGCAGCCAUGGCAGUGACAGUGAUGGAUCCCAGAGCCCCCACUCCAUGCCCCCUUCCAGCCCAGCCCGCCUACAGGCCCGCUCCUCCGCUGCCAUAUCCUCCUCACCCCUUCUUACCGCCCCACACAAGCUACAGGGCACUUCAGGGCCCCUGAUGCUGACAGAGGAGGAGAAACGCACCCUGAUCGCUGAAGGUUACCCCGUACCCAACAAGCUGCCCCUCACCAAGACCGAGGAGAAGGCACUGAAGAGGGUGCGCAGGAAAAUCAAAAAUAAGAUAUCUGCCCAGGAGAGUCGCAGGAAGAAGAAGGAGUACGUGGAGUGCCUGGAGAAAAAGGUGGAGAACUACACGUCUGAGAACAGUGACCUGUGGAAGAAGGUGGAAACACUAGAGAGUGCUAACAGAACUCUACUACAGCAGCUCCAGAAACUCCAGGCCCUGGUCACAGGAAAAGUGCCCCAAUCCUGCAAGAUGGCCUCAACGCAAACAGGAACAUGCCUUAUGGUGGUGGCGCUGUGCUUUUUCCUGGUGCUGGGCUCCCUUGUGCCUUGUCUGCCUGAGCUCUCCUCCCUGUCCCAUACCGUGAAGUCCUCCUCGCCCCUCCCCUCGGCUGAUGUCUACACAGCCAGCCAGGUCCGCUCCCGCAGCCUACUCUUCUACGACGAGAGCUCCUCGUUGGAGGACGGUCACGGGGGCUUCCUGAAGAUGGAGGGGGACGGCUCGGAGGGGGCGCCCCUCGACUACACCGAGGACCGGUCGGCACGUGACAGCCACGGAGGCGAACACGAGAACACCAAGUACCUCAGCAAGGCUCACUCCGACCCGGUGGACUACAACAGGACCGGCGCCCAGUUCCUCCAAGAAGAGCCGCAGUACCACAAAAUAGAGCCAAACCCUGAAGGAGGAGCAGAGUACUUUUAACCUUUAGGGGCGGAGCUGCCAAAAACACACAGCUCUCCAGACACCUUACCCAUGUGGAUGUGUAGUGACACUACGGCGCCCCCUAGUGUGCCAUCCCCAACCCACCUCUCCCUGCACUCCUUGACCUCCUACAGUAGCUCCCUUGCCUUCCUGUUCCACCCCAUUCCCUGAAGUCCCACCCGAUAGAGUGGAUGAAGAGGGUAUGUGAAGAAGAUAGAAAUGAUGGGCAACUCCAAUCAAAGCUCCACAGCAACUUUUCAUCUUUGACUGCUGUGUUUGACUGGAGGCAUAAGCAGGGUGUGUGAGAGGGGCUUGAAUUUAGUGACUUGUUGAAACCUCUGUGUGCUAUGUGUGUCUGCCUGCACUUUCAAGUGCGUGAGUGUGGUUGCAGUGCUUCUGCGCAGAUGAAGUGGUCCUCAGAUUCCAUCACACUGUUGCUUUUUCAAGGACUGCAAAAAAUAUUUAGAACACAUGGGGUACUUCAGGUGAAGGGUGAAGCGGAUCUUUAGCAAAUUGGAUUGGAGGGUGAGGGGGAUAGGAAUACGGGGGCCUGUAUUUACAAUUCCAUUUGUUCUGUUAUAGAAAUUCCCUCUCCUACUUCACAAUUGGUAAUGCAAAUCUUUUAAUACAUACAUUCCAAAGAUUGUCCUCCAUUACCUUUCGCUUAAGCGCUUAAAAUGGACUCUAGUGCCUCAUGCUAGAAUUAUACAUCAUUCAAUGGCAUUUCUUGUCCCAUAAUGUUUAAGCUUGUAUAUGCAUUGCACUUUUUUUUUCUUCAGGUCGACAUUGCAAGCUAAUGGGUAUAAGUGCCUUCAAACUCUUUCAGUUUUUGUAUUCUCACACCAUCCACAUGGGGUUGUUAAUUGUAUUAUUUUACUCUUUAUGCAAUCUAAAUCAUAUGUAAUAUAUACGUAUUCUUGGCAUCAAAAAAUAGCAUAUUUAUUUUAUGCAAAAAAAUAUUGUGAACUUUUCUUUUUAUGAUAUCAAUUAUGAUGUAAUGUUUACAUGAUCUUGUUGUCUUAACUGUUACACAGUUUGUCUGUUUUUGUAUUUAUUUCUGUAUCAAGAAAGUUUUGUAUAUAUUGAAAAAACGUGAACAGGGACAAUCAGUGUAAAUACAUACCAAGGGUGUACAAUACUCCCUCACUGGAGCAAAGCCUUCUCUAGUCCAAAAUACUCUGAAAAACUGCUAAUCUUUACAAAAAUCUUAGUCAAUACACUACCAAGAGAAUAUAUUUUCUCCACAAAAAAAUUAAUGAAUAUCAUAAUUAUGCCAAAAGUCAAUUCAGGCCUAAUGUCAUUGUUAAUGUGAAAAUAGAGUAUAUUUUAAAUUGAAUAUCAAACCUCAGAAUCGACUGCGGGAAAAUAAAUUCCAUCACAAUUUACAGUAGUGCCCAAAAAACAGUUCACUCUAAAGAACACUAUUCUGUUGAUAAUGCUUCUGAAAAACGUUAGUGACUCCAGCAGCAAUAUAAUACAAAAAGCUUUUCAUGCAGAGUUAUUGUUGUGAAAAACCUUGUUACAUUGAAUAGAAGAUAUUCUGGUGUUCCCUCCUCUUCCUGCUGUGUUGUUUGAGGGCGCGAGAGGGAGGGAGAGAUUGUGUAAGGAGUGCGUGGGGCGGCCCACUGACGCUCAGUGAGAUUGCGUAAUGCUAGGUAGGAGGGUGUGAGUACACAGCCCAGGCUCUGUGGAGGAGGCAUGGAGGAUCUGGGUCAGCCAGUGGCCUUGGAGUCUUAUCUUAACAUCCAGUCUGUUGCUUUUCAUAGAUUCCAUUUGCUUAUUCACAACUGUGUCUUGUCUGUGAAUAAUCAGGGGAGGCCAGACUCACAAUCCUGCCAUAUGAGUAAUAUGUAUUUUACCCUAACAUGUCAUUAGAUUUGCAUUAUUCAUUUUCUGUCAAAUGGUUUGUAAAAUCACAACCUACCCUAUUAAUCAGAUUCAUAUAAUUUAUACAUUGGUUUUGAUUCCCUGUUGUCACCUGUCAUAUAUCUUAGUGCACAUUACCUGACCAAUGUAGAGUUGGUUAACUGAGUACACUGAUAAUGUGUGUAUAUUGAAAAUGUAGAUUGCUUCCUGUCAAAAUACUGUUGGUCUAUGUUUGUCCUUUGGUUUUAUUAAUAGAUGUUUAACUAAGGUUCAACCAGAUGCUCUGGAUGCUGACCAGCCCUCACCCACUUGCCUUCUAUAAACACACCUUUUACUGAUCAAAUGGUUGCUUAGUUGUUGUCCCCCCCCACACACUCACGACCCAAACCCACCCCAGCCCCAUCUACCCUACCUGCCCCACCAUCUUUAGGCUGUCUUAAAGCAGUACCUGGGAUAAAUGACUGCUACUCUAUAUUCUAUAAUCUGUCAAAUGUGCUAAUCUUGAACAGGCUCUCUGAUGACUGUGUCAACACUAAACCACUGUGAUCAUGCAUAACACAAUAAAUCAAGUCAGACUACGUUAUCUGGUUGAACCAGGGUCAAUCUUUUGGAAUCCGUCCCCCAAAUGUGUGGUAAAAACCUUUUUCAAAACCUGUGUGAGGGAUUUUACAAAGCUAUUAUAAUUCAAAGUGAAAUGAUGCAAAUCUUACCAAACAUUCCAUGUAUUUGUUGGCGUUCUUACAUAAUGUGUGCCCUUUUGUACAUAAGAAAAAGUUAAUACUUUUGCUGUAAAUAGGGGGAUGUAUUUUUGUAUUUGAAAUGUAUUUUGGUAUUCACCUGGCGCCUUUGGGAAGGAACUGGCCAGUUGCUGACCUUUCACACUGUGGCUGUACAUUAAAAUGCAUGUAUUUCUGGGCAAGCCACAGGAGCCUCUCUGUAUUGCCUUUCUGUAUCAGUCUCUUUAAAAGUAGUUAGUAAGUAGCGUUAGUAUCAAGCAAAAUAUAAAAAUUGCAUCAGCAUAACACCGUC
Coregonus clupeaformis (lake whitefish) is the source of this 4640-nucleotide messenger RNA. Its product is annotated as cyclic AMP-responsive element-binding protein 3-like protein 1. Gene Ontology annotation, biological process: regulation of transcription by RNA polymerase II. Gene Ontology annotation, molecular function: cAMP response element binding; DNA-binding transcription factor activity, RNA polymerase II-specific. The transcript has 12 exons. The coding region runs from base 234 to 1745 and encodes 503 amino acids. Lineage: Eukaryota; Metazoa; Chordata; Actinopteri; Salmoniformes; Salmonidae. The record is from RefSeq and is a predicted model, not a curated record.